This is a messenger RNA of Ceratina calcarata, 15772 nucleotides long. RefSeq names its product Ryanodine receptor (gene RyR). NCBI's taxonomy places the organism in Eukaryota, Metazoa, Arthropoda, Insecta, Hymenoptera, Apidae. Gene Ontology annotation, biological process: intracellular calcium ion homeostasis; release of sequestered calcium ion into cytosol by sarcoplasmic reticulum; striated muscle contraction. The transcript has 55 exons. The record is from RefSeq and is a predicted model, not a curated record. Gene Ontology annotation, cellular component: smooth endoplasmic reticulum; calcium channel complex; Z disc. Bases 303 to 15680 code for a protein of 5125 amino acids. Gene Ontology annotation, molecular function: protein binding; ryanodine-sensitive calcium-release channel activity.
CGCAGGGUGCUUGGGGGUGUCGCGAGAAAGCAACCCUUGGUUCAGUAGUGGCUGAUCAUCGGUGCACCAUCGUAGGUUAGAACGUCAGUGCCUGGUGGUGAUCGCCGUUGCACGGCGCAGCGUGAAAAGUGAUCUAUACGCCGGUGACGAGGGUGCGUGCCCACCGGAAGGGUGAGACGAUGCCGGACCGCGACCGCGUGUGAUCGCGUAUCAUCCGCGCCCUAUUCGCUUCCUGGUCGGAGUUUACGGAACUCAGAGAACCGGGCCAGGCGAUAAACCACAGUGAGUGAAAACGUACCGGGAUGGCUGACAGCGAGGGUGGUUCCGAGCAGGAUGACGUAUCAUUCCUUCGCACGGAGGACAUGGUAUGUUUGUCCUGCACAGCGACUGGUGAAAGGGUUUGUCUAGCAGCCGAGGGUUUCGGUAACAGGCACUGUUUCCUCGAGAAUAUAGCAGACAAGAAUAUACCGCCUGACCUGUCGCAAUGCGUAUUCGUAAUAGAGCAAGCUCUCUCGGUGAGAGCUUUACAGGAAUUGGUCACUGCUGCCGGUUCCGAGACGGGAAAGGGGACGGGAUCAGGGCACAGGACGCUACUUUAUGGCAACGCUAUUCUACUGAGGCACCUGAACAGCGACAUGUACUUGGCUUGCCUAUCGACCAGCUCGUCCAACGACAAGUUGGCUUUCGACGUUGGUCUCCAACAACAUUCUCAAGGCGAGGCCUGCUGGUGGACCGUGCACCCAGCGUCCAAGCAGAGGUCAGAGGGUGAAAAAGUUCGAGUCGGUGACGAUCUUAUCUUGGUAUCAGUAGCCACCGAAAGAUACUUGCACACGACGAAGGAAAACGACUUGUCAGUGGUGAAUGCAUCGUUCCACGUGACGCACUGGUCGGUGCAACCGUACGGCACUGGAAUCAGCCGGAUGAAAUACGUCGGCUACGUGUUCGGCGGCGACGUUUUACGAUUUUUCCACGGCGGCGACGAAUGUCUCACUAUACCGUCCUCAUGGAGCACGACCCCCAGUCAAAACAUAGUGAUCUACGAGGGAGGCAGCGUAAUGAGCCAAGCUCGCUCGCUUUGGAGGCUGGAGCUUGCGAGGACGAAAUGGGCUGGUGGCUUUAUCAACUGGUUGCAUCCGAUGAGGAUCAGACAUUUAACAACCGGACGUUAUCUCGGUGUCAAAGAGAACAACGAAUUAUACCUGGUUGAUAGGAAUGAGGCGACGAUCGAAAGCUCGACGUUCUGGCUGAGGCAAGAGAAAGAUGAUCAGAAAAUCAUUCUUGAAGACAAGGAUCUCGAAGUAAUUGGAUUGCCCAUUAUCAAAUACGGUGACUCGACUGUUAUCAUGCAACACGCUACCACUUGCCUCUGGGUUUCAUACAAGUCGUAUGAGACGAAAAAGAAGGGUGUGGGCAAAGUGGAGGAAAAGCAAGCAGUCCUUCACGAGGAAGGCAAGAUGGACGAUGGUCUAGAUUUCUCACGGUCGCAGGAAGAGGAAUCCCGGACGGCUCGCGUGAUCCGGAAGUGCAGCAGUUUGUUCACACAGUUUAUCACAGGCCUAGAGACGCUGCAAGUCGAUAGGAGAGCGUCUAUGUUCUUCCAAAAUGUGAAUCUCAACGAAAUGGUGAUGUGUCUGGAAGACUUGAUUAAUUAUUUUGCUCAACCCGAGGACGACAUGGAACACGAGGAGAAGCAAAACAGAUUCCGUGCCCUAAGAAAUCGUCAAGACUUGUUCCAAGAAGAAGGCAUCCUAAAUCUAAUCCUAGAAGCCAUCGACAAAAUCAACGUGAUCACCUCUCAAGGAUUUCUAGUAGCACUUUCUGGUGACGAAAGCGGCCAGGCUUGGGACCAAAUAUCCGGUUACCUGUAUCAACUACUGGCAGCCAUAAUCAAAGGGAAUCACACGAAUUGCGCACAAUUUGCCAACAGUAAUCGGUUGAACUGGCUGUUCAGUCGACUGGGUUCGCAAGCUUCCAGCGAGGGCACUGGGAUGUUAGACGUGCUUCACUGCGUUCUUAUCGACUCGCCCGAAGCUUUGAACAUGAUGAGAGAUGAACACAUUAAAGUCAUCAUUUCGUUGCUGGAGAAACACGGGAGAGAUCCAAAAGUCUUGGACGUUCUCUGCUCACUUUGCGUGGGUAACGGCGUCGCGGUCAGAUCAUCGCAGAACAACAUCUGCGAUUUUCUCCUACCUGGGAAGAAUCUUCUUUUACAAACGCAACUGGUGGACCACGUGGCCAGCGUCAGACCAAAUAUAUUCGUCGGCAGAGUUGAAGGGUCAGCACUUUAUCAGAAGUGGUACUUCGAAGUUACUGUGGAUCACAUUGAACAGACAACUCAUAUGAUGCCUCAUUUGAGGAUUGGCUGGGCAAACACCUCUGGAUACGUGCCAUAUCCCGGUGGUGGUGAAAAAUGGGGAGGCAACGGUGUCGGCGACGACCUUUACUCCUUCAGCUUCGACGGUGCACAUUUGUGGACAGGUGGUAGAAAAACCCAAGUGAUGCAGAACGCAACGGAACCGUAUAUCAGGAAGAGCGACGUGAUCGGCUGCGCGUUGGAUCUCACAGUGCCCAUAAUCACGUUCACCUUCAAUGGAGCACCCAUCAUGGGAUCAUUUAGGAAUUUUAAUCUGGACGGCAUGUUCUUCCCAGCAAUUAGCUGUUCCUCCAAACUGUCUUGCAGAUUCCUGUUAGGCGGUGAUCAUGGCCGGCUUAAGUACCAACCACCAGAAGAAUUCUCACCCUUGGUGGAGAGUUUGCUACCGCAACAAAUUUUAUCCUUGGAUCCUUGUUUCUAUUUUGGUAACAUGAACAAAGUGGUCUUGGCUGGUCCAUGGCUGGUCGAAGACGACACGGCCUUCGUUCCUGCCCCGGUCGACACGUCCAUGAUCAAUUUACCAUCGUACGUCGAGCAGAUUAGGGAUAAAUUGGCAGAGAACAUUCACGAAAUGUGGGCGAUGAAUAAAAUCGAAGCCGGUUGGAUAUAUGGAGAACACAGAGACGAUCUAAGAAAGAUCCAUCCGUGUAUCGUUCAAUUCGAGAGACUACCAGCUGCAGAAAAACGUUACGAUACACAAUUGGCAGUGCAAACGUUAAAAACGAUUUUGGCUCUGGGAUAUUAUAUAACAAUGGAUAAACCACCUUCUAGAAUUAAAACCUUGAGGCUUCCGAACGAGCCCUUUCUACAGAGCAGUGGAUACAAACCAGCACCACUGGACCUCAGCGCUAUUACCUUAACUCCCAAAAUGGAAGAAUUGGUCGAUCAACUCGCGGAGAACACUCAUAACUUAUGGGCGAAGGAGAGAAUCAGUCAGGGUUGGACUUACGGUCUGAACGAAGAUUCAGAAAUGAGACGAAGCCCGCACUUGGUGCCGUACCCUAAAGUUGACGAAGCCAUUAAGAAAGCUAAUCGUGACACUGCUAGUGAAACAGUGAGAACGCUUUUGGUUUAUGGAUACAUGCUGGAACCACCCACUGGAGAACAGCAUGAAGCAUUGCUUCUGGAGGCGAGCAGACUGAGGCAAUUAUACUUCAGAACUUAUCGCGUGGAAAAACACUAUGCAGUGAGCAGCGGCAAAUGGUACUUCGAAUUUGAAGUGCUAACUGCUGGUCCCAUGAGGGUAGGCUGGGCUAAAGCAGAUUGCAUGCCUGGAAGCAUGCUGGGAAGCGACGAGAACACCUGGGCAUUCGACGGUUACAAUGUAACUAAAGUACACGCCGGUAGCCACGAGUCUUUUGGUCACAAAUAUCAAGUGGGCGACGUAGUUGGAUGUUUCAUUGACGUCGCAGACCGAACGAUCAGCUUCUCUUUGAAUGGGGAACUGCUUAUGGACGCUCUUGGCGGUGAAACAUCCUUCGCUGACGUUCAAGGCGACUGCUUCGUGCCAGCUUUUACUCUCGGCGUUGGUCAAAGGGCAAAGUUAACUUUUGGGCAAGACGUGAAUACGUUGAAAUUCUUUACGACUUGUGGUUUGCAGGAGGGAUACGAGCCAUUCUGCGUAAACAUGAACCGUCAUGUAACGUUCUGGUUCACGAAAGACCAGCCGAUAUUCGAGAACACCGACGACAUGGCUGAUACUAGGAUAGACGUAGCCAGAAUCCCAGCGGGUUCCGACACUCCACCAUGUCUAAAAAUCUCCCAUAAUACAUUUGAAACGAUGGAAAAAGCGAACUGGGAAUUCCUUCGAUUAUCUCUGCCUGUUAUUUGCCAAUCGACUUUCGUCUCGGAGAGCGAGAAGCUCAGGAGGUGGCAGGAGAUAAAAAUGCGUCAGAACAAACUCUUAUAUGAACAGAUGGAGCAAGCUCAGCCAACUGUGCCGUCGGCUCAUAUGGAGCAGAUCAUGAAAUCUGGCUUCAGCAUGAGCGAUAUCAAAGGAUUGCAAAGAAAUUAUUCGGAAGACGCUGUGGAGGCUGACGAGAUGAUGAAAGAAUCGCCGCUUCCUAUGCAAAGGAACAAGCCAGCUAGACCUCCGAGGAAGGGAGGAUCCGUAUAUGGAUCGAGGGGUGGGAACAUGGACAACGCGAUUAGCGAGGCUGAUAUGAAUGGCUAUGUCGAUAUGAACGGGGAUGUUAAGGAUGACAAGAAGAAGCGAGGGCGUUCACCGUUCCGCAAACUUAGCAAAGAGAUGGAGGAUGUCCCGUUCUUCUCGCGCAAGGCGAAGUCUCCGGAUGCGAAAUCAAAGACGCCCGAACCACCUGUGCGGUCUGACGUCUCCGACAAAAGUACCAAGACCCUGCCGAUGAACAAAGCAAGUAGCCGGAUUCCCCAAGUUCGCAUAUCAAACACGGAUUUGAAAGUGGUACCACCUCAAAUCCCGGAGCGCAAUGCACCCAAAGCUAUGUCAGUUUUAAGUGGAAGCGGAGUCGAAUCGAUUGGGAAUGAAAUAUUCGAUGCAGAUUGCUUGAAACUGAUGAAUGAAUACUUUUAUGGUGUGAGAAUCUUCCCUGGACAGGAUCCAACACACGUUUAUGUGGGCUGGGUCACGUCUCAGUAUCAUUUGCACACGAAGGACUUUAAUUUGUCUCGUGUGAGAAAGGGUUCUGUGGUUAUCACUGAUGAUUAUGAUCGUCCCAUAGAACAAGUCGACAGACAGAGUUGUAUCAUGGUCAGAGCCGACGAACUGUACAACGAAGUAACUCAAGACGCGUCAGGAAAGGGUGCAUCCCAAGGGAUGUUCGUGGGCUGUUUCGUGGAUACAGCAACUGGUUGGGUGUCCUUCACCUGCGAGGGCAAGGAAACUAGCCACAAGUUCAAGAUGGAACCCGAUACAAAAUUAUUCCCAGCCAUAUUCGUCGAAGCUACCAGCAAAGAGAUACUUCAAAUCGAAUUAGGAAGAACUUCUACAACAUUGCCGUUGUCUGCUGCUGUUUUACAAAAUUCAGAGCGUCAUGUGAUACCACAGUUUCCGCCUAGAUUGAAGGUUCAAUGUUUAAAGCCUCAUCAAUGGGCGAGGGUUCCUAAUCAAUCACUACAAGUGCAUGCUUUGAAAUUGUCUGAUAUCAGAGGCUGGUCCAUGCUCUGCGAGGAUGCUAUAUCGAUGCUAGCCUUGCAUAUUCCUGAAGAAGAUCGAUGCAUCGAUAUCUUGGAGCUUAUCGAAAUGGACAAACUCCUCAGUUUCCACGCACACACGUUAACACUGUAUGCAGCCCUGUGCUACCAGUCGAAUUACAGAGCCGCACAUGCUCUAUGCCAACACGUUGAUCAGAAACAAUUACUAUAUGCUAUUCGAGCGGAAUACAUGUCUGGGCCCCUACGACAAGGAUUCUACGAUUUGCUGAUCGCAUUACAUCUCGAAUCGCACGCGACCACGAUGGAAGUGUGCAAAAACGAGUACAUAAUUCCUUUAGGUCAAGGAUUGAAGGAUCUUUACGAAAACGAAGAAAUGAAGCACAGUCUCAGAUACUUAGAGACCGAGUCCGUUCGUCCGCAGAUGAAGAUGACAGACAUCAGGGAUAUUCCUUCUAGUGACCAGACGAUCGAGAACAUAAGGAGCCUCUACAGUCCUCAUUUCCCGCUGGACGUUGUACGGGACUAUGUGAUGACGGCUUUGAACGAAGCCGUCGAGGUGAAUCAAGUGCACAAUCGAGACCCCAUUGGCGGCAGCAAUGAAAACCUGUUCUUGCCACUUUUGAAGCUCGUGGACAGGUUGCUGUUGGUAGGGAUGCUCCGAAACGAAGAUAUCAUGAAGCUUCUUAUCAUGAUUCAUCCUGAGACUUGGGAUCCGACCUUUGAUAAAGAAGGCAAAGACGAGCACAAGAAGGGACUUCUUCAUAUGAAAAUGGCUGAGGGAGCAAAACUACAGAUGUGUUAUCUUCUACAUCAUCUAAACGAUAUUCAACUUCGACAUCGAGUGGAAUCCAUCAUAUCUUUCAGCCACGACUUCGUUGGUGACUUACAGUCGGAUCAGCUUCGUCGUUACAUUGAAAUCAAACAGUCUGACUUGCCAUCGGCAGUGGCGGCGAAGAAAACGAGAGAGUUCAGAUGUCCACCUCGUGAACAGAUGAACGCAAUUCUAAGCUUCAAGAAUGUUGACUAUGCUGACGAUCCUGACAAUAUUCCUUGUGGAGAGGAUCUGAUAAGUCGGAUGAACGAUUUUCAUAACAAUCUCAUGUCGUACGUGUCCUUGCACGCGCUUCAGGAAGCCGCCGACGCUGAAAACGAGCCAGCAGAGGAAGUGCAGAAGCCUGGUCCAAUUAAAAGACUGUUUAACUUUAUUAAUGCAGUAAAAGAGUUAGAGGAAGAACCUAAACCGGAGCUUGAACCGGAGAGGAAGACUCCUGAAGAGGUGUUCCGGAAGGUGCUUAUAAAAACAAUCGUCAGCUGGGCUGAGGAAUCCCAAAUCGAGACUCCAAAACUAGUCCGAGAAAUGUUCAGUUUACUGGUUCGCCAAUACGACACCGUAGGCGAGCUAAUCAGAGCAUUAGAAAAAACCUAUGUAACUAACAGCAAGACAAGGGACGACGUUGCUUUAAUGUGGGUCGGUCUCAGUCAAAUCCGAGCCUUGCUGCCCGUACAGAUGUCUCAAGAAGAAGAAGAACUCGUGAGAGAACGAUUAUGGAAACUGGUGAACAAUCAUACAUUCUUCCAGCAUCCAGAUUUGAUUAGAGUACUGAGAAUUCAUGAAAACGUCAUGGCGAUCAUGAUAAACACGCUGGGUAGACGAUCUCAGGCUCAAUCUGAUGCUCAAACUCAGCCUCAAACUACUGAAGGAGAGCCAGUUUCUAAAGAAAAGGACACAUCUCACGAGAUGGUGGUGGCUUGCUGUAGAUUCCUUUGCUAUUUCUGUCGGACUUCCAGACAAAAUCAAAAGGCGAUGUUCGAUCAUUUCGAUUUUCUAUUGGAGAACAGCAACAUUUUGUUGUCGAGGCCAUCGUUGAGAGGCUCAACGCCAUUGGACGUGGCCUAUUCUUCUCUUAUGGAGAACACGGAGCUCGCUUUAGCUCUCAGAGAGCAUUAUCUCGAGAAGAUAGCUAUCUACCUAUCUCGCUGUGGAUUGCAAUCUAACUCAGAGUUGGUGGAGAAAGGCUACCCUGAUUUAGGAUGGGAUCCAGUGGAAGGUGAACGAUACUUGGACUUCCUGCGGUUCUGUGUCUGGGUUAACGGUGAAAGUGUGGAAGAGAACGCAAACUUGGUGAUACGUUUACUAAUCAGGAGACCAGAGUGUUUAGGACCGGCUCUUCGCGGUGAGGGCGAAGGUUUGCUGAGGGCAAUUAUAGACGCUAAUAAAAUGUCUGAACGGAUCGCUGAUAGAAGGAAAGUACACGAUGAGGCUGAGGGUACAACCGUGAUGCAGUUCGAGCAUCCUUUGCCCGAAUCAGAUGACGAUGAAGAUUACAUAGACACAGGCGCAGCUAUUUUGAACUUCUACUGCACUCUGGUAGACCUAUUAGGUCGUUGCGCUCCUGAUUCUUCUGUUAUAGAGCAAGGGAAGAACGAAUCUCUUCGAGCGAGAGCCAUUCUGCGGUCUCUAGUACCUCUCGACGAUCUGCAAGGCGUACUAUCUUUGAGAUUUACGUUGCUUAAUCCAGCAGCGGGUGAAGAGAAACCGAAAAGCGACAUGCCUUCUGGCUUAAUUCCUGGACACAAGCAAAGCAUAGUCUUGUUUCUGGAACGCGUUUACGGUAUCGAGACGCAGGAAUUGUUCUUCAAAAUACUUGAGGAAGCUUUCUUGCCUGACCUGAGGGCCGCUACCAUGUUGGACAGGAACGAUGGAUACGAGUCAGAUAUGGCGCUGGCGAUGAACCGUUACAUAGGAAACAGUAUUCUACCUUUAUUAAUCAAGCAUUCCAAGUUCUACAACGAGGCGGACAAUUAUGCAAGUUUAUUAGAUGCCACGUUGCACACCGUGUACCGAUUAAGUAAGAACCGGAUGCUGACCAAAGGGCAACGUGAAGCAGUGUCGGACUUCCUCGUGGCGUUGACCAGUCAAAUGCAACCCAGUAUGCUGUUGAAACUGCUUCGAAAAUUAACUGUCGACGUGUCCAAAUUAUCUGAGUACACCACGGUCGCUUUAAGAUUGUUAACUUUGCAUUAUGAACGCUGUGCGAAAUAUUACGGUUCUACCGGAGGCCAAGGCGCAUACGGUGCGUCGAGCGAUGAAGAGAAACGCUUGACAAUGGUUCUCUUCAGUAACAUAUUCGAUUCGUUAUCCAAAAUGGAUUACGAUCCGGAAUUGUUCGGGAAAGCUCUGCCAUGUCUCACGGCUAUCGGUUGCGCGUUACCACCUGAUUAUUCGUUAUCGAAAAAUUAUGACGAUGAAUGGUACGGAAGCAAAUCUGCAUCUGCACAGUCACCUGAUGGACCGUAUAAUCCUCAGCCCAUCAACACCUCCAGUGUGGUGCUCAAUAACGAUCUCAACCAGAUAGUUCAAAAGUUCUCUGAGCAUUAUCACGAUGCCUGGGCCAGUAGAAAAUUAGAAAACGGUUGGACUUUCGGUGAACAAUGGUCUGACGCGAAUAAAAAUCAUCCAAGAUUGAAACCUUACAACAUGUUGAACGAUUACGAGAGGGAACGGUACAAAGAGCCUGUUAGAGAGAGCUUGAAAGCUCUAUUGGCUAUAGGAUGGAGCGUCGAACACGCAGAAGUAGAUGUACCAUCCACUAAUCGUAGUUCCAUGAGGAGAUCAUCAAAAAGUCAAGGUGAUUCAGCGAAUCCGUUCAACUACAACCCUCACCCAGUGGAUAUGACGAACUUGACUCUGAGCAGGGAAAUGCAGAACAUGGCAGAACGUCUUGCAGACAAUGCGCACGAUAUUUGGGCGAAGAAGAAGAAAGAAGAACUCAUUACUUGUGGAGGAGGUAUCCACCCCCAGCUGGUCCCAUACGAUCUCCUGACUGAUAAAGAGAAACGAAAAGACCGUGAACGUUCUCAGGAGUUCCUCAAGUAUUUACAGUACCAAGGUUACAAGCUCCACAAGCCUAAUCGCGGAGGAGAAUCUGAAGUUGCAACUGCUGGAGCAUCAGUAGAACUACGAUUCGCUUAUUCGUUGCUAGAGAAGUUGAUAGCAUAUUUAGAUAAGGCCACUAUCAACAUGAAAUUGUUAAAACCGUCUGAUACCUUCAGUAGACGAAACAGUUUUAAAACAUCUACUAGAGAUAUCAAAUUCUUUAGCAAAGUCGUUCUACCAUUGAUGGAGAAGUACUUUAGUACUCAUAAAAAUUAUUUCAUCGCCGUUGCAACAGCUACGAAUAAUGUUGGAGCUGCGUCUUUAAAAGAAAAGGAGAUGGUAGCAGCUCUGUUUUGCAAAUUGGCUAGUUUAUUAAGAUCCAGACUCGCCGCCUUUGGUCCAGACGUGAGGAUCACCGUUCGUUGCCUUCAAGUAUUAGUAAAAGGCAUAGACGCGAAGAGUUUGGUGAAGAAUUGUCCGGAAUUUAUUAGAACGUCCAUGUUGACGUUCUUUAAUAAUACAGCAGAUGAUUUGGGACAUACGAUAUUGAAUCUUCAAGAAGGGAAAUACAGUCAUCUCAGAGGAACACAUUUGAAGACUUCUACAUCCUUGUCUUAUAUCAAUAGUGUUGUUCUACCUGUACUCACGGCUAUGUUCGAUCAUUUAGCUGCCUGCGAGUAUGGAAGCGAUUUAUUAUUGGAUGAAAUUCAGGUAGCAUCGUACAAAAUGCUCGCGUCUCUCUAUACUCUCGGCGUGGAUUCUUCUCUGACACACGAUAGAAAGUACUUGAAGACAGAAAUUGAACGCAAUAAACCAAACCUAGGUUCCUGUUUAGGAGCAUUCUCCAGUUGUUUCCCCGUGGCUUUCCUAGAGCCGCAUCUGAACAAACACAAUCCAUUCUCCCUAUUAAACAGAAUAGCAGAUCACUCUUUAGAAGCGCAGGAUAUCAUGGCUAAAAUGGAAUCGAGCAUGCCGACUCUUGAAACAAUUUUGAACGAAGUGGACCAAUUCGUCGAGUCUGAUAAAACUUACAACGACAUUCCACACGUGGUCGACAUUAUCCUUCCUCUACUUUGCUCCUACUUGCCAUUUUGGUGGGCCCAAGGACCAGACAACGUAAAUCCGACCGAAGGAACGUACGUCAGCAUGGUCACCAGCGAUCAUAUGAAUCAAUUAUUAAAGAAUGUGUUAAAAUUGAUUAAGAAGAACAUUGGUAACGAGAAUGCUCCUUGGAUGACUCGAAUCGCGGCUUACACUCAACAAAUCAUCAUCAAUUCGUCCGAGGAAUUAUUAAAAGAUCCGUUCUUGCCACUUGCUGAACGAGUCAGAAAGCGUACUGACAAUAUGUUCCAUAAAGAAGAAUCUCUUCGCGGUUUUAUUAAAUCAUCCACUGACGACACGUCGCAAGUCGAGGCGCAGAUUCAAGAAGAUUGGCAGCUCCUCGUCCGAGAUAUCUAUUCGUUCUAUCCGCUUUUAAUCAAAUACGUCGAUUUGCAAAGGAAUCACUGGUUGAGAAAUAAUAUCCCGGAGGCUGAAGAUCUUUACAAUCACGUUGCUGCGAUUUUCAAUAUCUGGUCCAAGUCACAAUAUUUCUUACGGGAGGAACAGAACUUCAUAUCAGCGAAUGAGAUUGAUAAUAUGGUACUGAUUAUGCCAACAGCCACUAGAAGACCCGCUGCCAUUUCUGAUGGGACGACACCUUCCGGUGGAGGCAAGAAAAAGAAGAAACAUCGUGAUAAGAAGAGGGAUAAAGAUAAAGAAGUACAGGCUUCGUUAAUGGUAGCUUGUCUGAAGAGACUGCUACCCGUUGGUCUGAACUUAUUCGCUGGCCGUGAACAAGAACUGGUGCAACAUUGCAAGGACAGGUUCCUGAAGAAGAUGCCAGAGUACGAAAUCGCAGAAUUCGCUAAGACCCAGUUGACGUUACCUGAUAAGAUCGAUCCAGCUGACGAGAUGUCGUGGCAACAUUAUCUCUACUCUAAGUUAGGGCAACAGAAAGAUACGAUGGAACCGGUGAAAGCGCAGCAAUUGGAAGACGUGGUUGCGAGAAUUACUGACAUGGCUAAAGUACUUUACGGUUUACACAUGAUAGAUCAUCCGCAACAGCAGAGCAAGGGUCAGUAUCGAUCCGUGGUGUCGAUCCAACGUAAACGAGCUGUGAUCGCUUGUUUCCGUCAAAUUUCCCUACAUUCCCUGCCCAGGCAUCGGGCUAUAAAUAUAUUCGCGCGGACGUACUACGAGCUCUGGUUGCAGGAUGAGAAUGUCGGCCAAGAAGUGAUGAUUGAAGAUCUUACGCAAUCUUUCGAGGACGCGGAAUUGAAGAAAAUGGAUAAAGACGAAGACGAAAGCAAACCAGACCCUCUCACACAAUUGGUAACGACGUUCUGUCGCGGCGCAAUGACGGAACGAUCCGGUGCUCUUCAGGAAGAUCCUUUGUACAUGAGCUAUGCUCAAAUUAUAUCAAAAUCUUGCGGUGAGGAGGAAGAAGAAGGCGAAGACGAAGGCGGAGGGGGUGAAGAAGAAGCCGCUGCCUCCAUCCAUCGACCGAUGCACAAACUCAUGGAACAAGAAAUGGAAAAGCAGAAACUUCUGUUCCACCAAGCGAGACUUGCAAAUCGUGGCGUGGCAGAGAUGGUGUUGCUUCACAUCUCAGCAUGCAAGGGUCUCCCCAGUGAAAUGGUGAUGAAGACUCUAGAAUUGGGAAUUUCAAUUCUACGCGGUGGCAACAUAGAAAUUCAACGAGGAAUGUUGAACCACUUGAAGGAGAAGAAGGACGUAGGCUUCUUCACUUCGAUUGCUGGCCUGAUGAACUCUUGCAGUGUAUUAGAUUUGGACGCGUUCGAGAGGAAUACCAAAGCUGAAGGUCUUGGGGUUGGUUCUGAGGGUGCAGCUGGAGAGAAGAACAUGCACGAUGCCGAGUUCACCUGCGCUUUGUUCAGGUUCAUUCAACUGACUUGCGAGGGUCACAAUCUCGGUACGCUUCGUUAUUCNCAAGCUGGUAACACGACAACAGUGAACGUGGUCAUAUGCACCGUCGAUUAUUUACUACGACUGCAAGAAUCUAUUAUGGAUUUCUACUGGCAUUACUCUAGCAAAGAACUGAUCGAUCCUGCCGGCAAGGCUAAUUUCUUCAAAGCUAUAGGCGUGGCCAGUCAAGUGUUCAACACUCUGACUGAAGUGAUUCAAGGACCCUGCGCCCAGAACCAACAAGCAUUGGCCCACUCCCGAUUGUGGGACGCUGUCGGUGGAUUCCUCUUCCUGUUCUCCCAUAUGCAGGACAAGUUGUCCAAACACUCGAGUCAAGUGGAUCUUCUGAAGGAGCUGUUGAACUUGCAGAAGGACAUGAUAACUAUGAUGUUGUCUAUGCUUGAAGGUAACGUCGUGAAUGGAACCAUUGGCAAACAGAUGGUGGACACGUUAGUGGAAUCUGCCGGAAACGUCGAGUUGAUUCUCAAGUACUUCGACAUGUUUUUGAAACUGAAGGAUCUCGUGUCUUCGCCUAGCUUUUUAGAAGUGGAUCUCAACAGCGAUGGCUGGGUUUAUCCGAAGGACUUCAAAGAGAAGAUGGAACAGCAGAAGAGUUACACCGACGAGGAAAUCGAAUUCCUAUUGGCCUGUUGCGAAACGAACCACGAUGGAAAAAUCAAUUACGUGGCUUUCAUGGACCGAUUCCACGAGCCAGCUAAAGAAAUCGGUUUCAAUCUUGCUGUGUUGCUAACUAAUCUAUCGGAACACAUGCCAAACGAACCGAGACUGGCCAGAUUUUUAGAAACAGCUGGGUCUGUGUUAAAUUACUUUGAACCGUAUCUGGGCAGGAUAGAAAUUCUUGGUGGUAACAAGAAAAUAGAACGUGUGUAUUUCGAAAUCAAGGAAUCUAAUAUUGAACAAUGGGAAAAACCGCAAAUUAAAGAGUCGAAGAGAACUUAUUUCUACAACACCGUGGUGGAAGCUGGAGAAAAAGAGAAAUUGGAAACAUUCAUAAACUUCUGCGAAGAUGCUAUUUUUGAAAUGCAACACGCGAGCGCGUUAAUGGCGGUAGAAGAGAGUGGAGGAAUCGGCAAAGCCAGAGAAUCCUCAUAUACUUAUAUGACUGAGGACGAUGAAGAAAGGAACAAAGAUCCCAUUAGAAGAAGCAUUCAAACGUGUAAAGAUAGCAUUUACUUCUUCUUUUCGAUAUUUUCUCCUAGCAACAUUAAACAUAAAAUAGCAGAGAUGCAACAGAUGACGUUCUUGGAAAUAUUCAUUUGCUUCUUCAAAAUGAUAUUCUACGCGUUCUAUUAUUCUGGAUUUGGCUGUGGUUGCGUUAUCGGAUACUUUAUGAAGCUACUGUUAGCAUUAAUGAGAGGACCGCAUGUAGAGGAACCUGUGGUUGAGGUCAAGGAAGAGGAGGAGAAGCCAUCAAGGCAUUUACCUGCUUUACCUCCAACACCAGAUGAGUCAAAUCUACAGGUGCAAGCGUUCGGAAUGGAUAUAACGAAAGAAGAAGGUGGGCAAAUAAAGAUAGCGCCGCACGAAUCUGCGACUUCCACUCCGCAGUCAAGUAUUGAUCAAGAAACGGGUGAGAGCACACCGGAAGAAAUGACUGGAGAGGAAGGUGCAAGGGCCGAAGGUGGCGGAGAUACAGAACCACCUGUCUCCUUGGUCGACUUAUUGGGUGGUGAGCAGGCGAGGGCUCAGGCAGCAGCCGCAGCGGAAGCUGCAGCUGCCCAACAAGCGGCCAUGGCAGCGGUCGAAGCUGAAGCGAAACAGGAAACAACGGCAGAACCAUCAGGAUCUUCUAUCGAUUUCUCUGAAUACACUCAUCGCAUCGUCUCUUUCUUAGCUAGGAAUUUCUACAAUUUAAAAUACGUGGCUCUGGUUCUCGCGUUCUGCAUCAAUUUCAUGUUGUUGUUUUAUAAGGUUUCGUCUUUGGGUGAUGAUGGUGAAGAAGAAGGCAGUGGUCAAAUAGUUGACAUGCUGGCGGAGAUGUCUGGUGAGGGUGAAUCUGGUUCUGGCAACGGUAGUGGUGUGGAAUUAGGAAGUGGGAGUGGAGAGGUAGAAUCUGAAGAAGAGGAAGAUGCAUACGCCUUGGAAUACGUAGAAGUGUCAGAGGAUUUCUACUACAUGGCACACGUUAUCAGGCUCAUGGCUAUGCUCCAUGCAAUGGUAUCUCUCGCUAUGCUAGUCGCCUACUAUCACUUAAAGGUACCAUUGGCUAUCUUCAAACGGGAAAAGGAAAUUGCAAGACGAGUGGAGUUUGAUGGUUUAUACAUUGCGGAGACACCGGAAGAGGACGAUAUCAAAGCACAUUGGGACAAGAUGGUGAUAUCGGCAAAAACGUUCCCAGUUAAUUAUUGGGAUAAAUUUGUUAAGAAGAAAGUCAGGCAAAAGUACAGCGAGACUUAUGAUUUCGAUUACAUCAGCAACUUGCUUGGUAUGGAGAAGACUUCGUUUAGCCAACAGGAAGAAGAAGGAUCUGGUUUAGUUCACUUCAUUGUAAAUAUCGAUUGGAGGUAUCAAGUGUGGAAAGCUGGAGUCACCAUUACGGACAACGCGUUUUUGUACAGUCUUUGGUACUUCACGUUCUCGAUUCUGGGAAAUUAUAACAACUUUUUCUUCGCUGCGCAUUUGCUGGACGUAGCAGUUGGUUUCAAGACUCUGAGAACGAUCUUACAAUCGGUAACACACAAUGGCAAGCAGCUGGUGCUGACAGUGAUGCUGUUGACUAUCGUCGUCUACAUCUACACGGUCAUAGCCUUCAACUUCUUCAGGAAAUUCUAUAUCCAGGAAGAGGACGACGAAGUGGAUAAGAAAUGUCAUGACAUGCUGACAUGCUUCGUGUUCCACUUGUACAAGGGUGUGAGAGCUGGUGGUGGUAUCGGUGACGAGAUUGGCGAACCAGAUGGCGAUGAUUACGAAGUCUAUCGUAUCAUGUUCGACAUCACUUUCUUCUUCUUCGUCAUCGUCAUUUUAUUAGCCAUUAUUCAAGGUUUGAUAAUCGACGCGUUCGGUGAGCUUCGAGAUCAGCUUGAGAACGUGAAAACGAACAUGGAGAGCAACUGUUUCAUCUGCGGUUUAGGGAAAGAGUACUUCGAUACGGUACCUCACGGUUUCGAUACGCACGUCCAACAGGAGCAUAAUCUUGCUAAUUAUAUGUUCUUCCUCAUGCACUUAAUUAACAAACCGGACACGGAGUACACCGGCCAGGAAACGUACGUGUGGAACAUGUACCAACAAAGAUGUUGGGACUUCUUCCCAGUCGGUGACUGCUUCCGCAAACAGAACGAAGCGGUGGAGGAAGAAGCGAAGAAGAAAUAAAAAUAUUUUUCAAAUUCAUCUCGUUUUACGUAUAACGACCAAAUCAAUGGAUUUGCCAAGGGAGAUUAAAUUUCCUAAAACGUCUUCGAUAA